CUCCCGGCCGUUCCCCAGGCCGGCCCCUCGGCGGCGGCGUGGCGGGAGACGCGCGCAGGAAGGGGCGGGGCUAUGAGUACGCGUCCGUGCGCGAUCUCGCGAGAGCAGCAGACGGCGGAAGUACAGUCUGCAGGAUGCGGUUCCUGGUUGCGUUGGUCCUCCUGAUGGUUGCAGCGGCGGAAGCCGAGGAGUCCACUUCUCCGUCACCCACUCAGAAGAACAUAACGACUACAGAAAGAGUCUCCACCCAGUUCUCCCCCAGCCUCCUGCCUCAGAAUAAAUCACAGGCUCCGACACAACUUACGGCUGUCAGCUCUGCUGGUUCAGACUCACAGCAACAGUCCACAGGAGACAACUCAAACCAGUCAAAUGACCACCAGUCCACGGGAAACAGUCCUGGCAACUUGGUUAAGGACCACCAGUCCAAGGGAAACAGUCCUGGCACGUCAAAUGAGGACCACGAGUCCAUGGGAAACAGUCCUGGCAAGUCAAAUGGGGGCCACCAGUCCACGGGAAACAGUCCUGGCACGUCAAAUGAGGGCCACAAGUCCACAGGAAACAGUCCUGGCAAGUUAAAUGAGGGCCACCAGUCCACGGGAAACAGUCCUGGCAACUUGGUUAAGGAGCACCAGUCCACAGGAAACAGUCCUGACAAGCCGGACAAGGGCCACCAGUCCACAGAAAACAGCCCUGACAAGUUGGAUAAGGGCCACCAGUCCACGGAAAACAGUCCUGGCAAGUCGGAUAAGGACCACCAGUUCCCGGAAAACAGUCCUGGCAAGUCGGAUAAGGACCACCAGUUCCCGGAAAACAGUCCUGGCAAGUCGGAUAAGGACCACCAGUUCCCGGAAAACAGUCCUGGCAAGUCGGAUAAGGACCACCAGUUCCCAGAAAACAGUCCUGGCAAGUCGGAUAAGGACCACCAGUUCCCGGAAAACAGUCCUGGCAAGUCGGAUAAGGACCACCAGUUCCCGGAAAACAGUCCUGGCAAGUCCGAUAAGGACCACCAGUUCCCGGAAAACAGUCCUGAACCUGAAGGGGGCUCUCCACCCAAAGAAGAGAAGGAAAUGCCUGGCCCUGCCUCUGGAGAGAACCUUGCAGGGACACUUUUGGAUUCCGUAAAUAGGAAGAAGGAUGACCUUUAUAAGGACAAUCUUGGAAGUGCGGAGAGCAGUCACUUCUUUGCAUAUCUGGUGACCGCAGCCAUUCUUGUUGCUGUUCUCUAUAUUGCCUAUCACAACAAGCGGAAGAUUAUUGCUUUUGCCCUGGAAGGAAAAAAAUCCAAACUUACUCGGCGGCCUAAGGCCAGUGACUACCAGCUUUUGGACCAGAAGAUUUGAUCUUUCUGUUUUUGAGAACCUCGUCCUCCCUGCUGAUUUGUUUCUAAAUCAAGAUAAAUGAAGAUAAAAGUACUGUGAACUAAGAGAUACCUCUAGGGUUUGGUGGCAGGUCCGGGCUGGCAGACAUGGGGGGGUGAGGAGCAUGGCUUUGGUUUUUGCACCGGCACUUUAGUGACCCUGUGCUCCUUUGUUCCCAUUAUUUACGCUGGUGUCUUCCGUCCUUUCCCUCUUAGAAUGAGUAGAAGGAGCGAGAAGGUGGGAACCCAGUUUUGACCAAAUGGAGAUCCCAGCCCCUGGCAGGCUAGUGCUGCUGACCGCCCUGGGCGCCUUGGGCCUCGGCUCUGUAGUGAAAUUACCCCUAGAAAGUAGCAUUGCACUCGCCACUAUUUAUUUUUGCAGACCUAGGAGAAAACUCAGCUGCUUGAGGUACUUUCCACCAGGGCCUCUUACUUUGGGGGCUGUGCCCUACAAGAGAUCUACAAGGUGAAUGCUGAUGGGCAAAAAGCUACAUUGAACACAAUUCUUUUCAAAUGCUUCAGCAGUAAACCAAAACAAUAGCUUAAAAAAAUGCUUUACUGCCUGCAGGUUCAACCCAUCUAGCACAUUUUCAUAUUAUGUAAGACAAAGUGAGUCAGCUUCCAUUUGGUUGUACUGAGUAUAAAACUGAACUUGGGGCUUCUGGGAGUAGAGCUGUAAAGCCACUGUUCCCAUUGCAGAUUUUUAGAAAUAAAGUUGUGAUUAUUGAAGCACUGUUUUUUCUUAUAACCAUAACAGGAACUUUUUGAAUUAGAGUAAGUUCAUGUGCAAGAAAACAAAUAGGAGGGUUUUGGUUUGGGUUUGCGUUUUUUUCAAAGAACCUAUGAAAUAGGUUCCCCACAAACUCUGUUUUGCCUCUGUUGCCUAAAACAGACAAAAUAGACAUAUUUAGAAACUAACCAGGCUCUUUCUUUUACCUUAACCUAAUUAAUGGUCCUCUCAUCUAAUAUAAAAUGCUAAGUAGGGGUAGUUAGUAAAACUUCUAUCCCAUGGGAAGGGUUAUUAAAAUUUAAGAAAUUCACAGAGUUCCCCUGGGGUAACUGAGAGUAAUGUCUUAGGUCACACUGUGUGAAGUUUUAUGUCGCUCUAGUCAUGUUAUCCUAUUAUAGAGAGCCUUCAAGAGUUGUUUCUGCAAAGGAAAAACUGAAAUAGACUAACUGAUCUCAAGAAAUACAAAGAUGUGGGAAGUGAGGGGAAUAUGACGAAUUCUGUGCUAUGGAAGAAGUCAGUCUAAAGAAGGGACCACGUGUUUGUCAUAUUAUCAUCGUCCACUUUGCUUAGAACAGUGCAUGGCUUCCAGUUGAGGUUUUCAUUCAUUGCAGGAACCUGUUAGUGGAGAUCAAGAAUGACUGAAUGCUCUUCUUGUCAUCAUUUCUUUACUUGUGCACCAGUCUAUAAUACUUUCCUCCAGUCUGAGGAUUCUUCUGUCAGGCUCCCCUAGCAUUCCCUAAGACCUUGGUUAUUAUAUUCCCUUUUCUGUCUCCCCUGUCCCUGCCUUCCCUCUUCUAAUGUUUUCUAUUUCAGCCCAUCUACACUAACACUUUCUCCAACCUUCAUGCUUACACAACACCGCCCCAGCCCCCAUCCAUCCUAUUUGUUACUGAGUCUGCUCUUCAACUUCUUCAGUAAGUGUUGCUUCCAUUACUUUGUCAUUCACUCUCUUCAUAACCUUUACAAGCUCACUUUGGUCCCUGUCUUUCUACUAAGUGUUGUUCCAUAGUUUCAAAUCAUCAAAUCCAAUGGCUUGUUCUCAAAACUUAGUCUUGAUCUUGAUAGAAUUGGACACUGUUGACCAUCCAAAUAGAAAUUCCCCUCUUUUGGUUUCUUUGACAAAGUGUCCUUAUGUCAAGAACUCCUUUGUCA
Molecule: messenger RNA, 3239 nt
Organism: Myotis daubentonii (Daubenton's bat)
Lineage: Eukaryota; Metazoa; Chordata; Mammalia; Chiroptera; Vespertilionidae
Gene: TGOLN2
Product: trans-golgi network protein 2
Cellular component (GO): trans-Golgi network; endosome; trans-Golgi network transport vesicle
Source: RefSeq, a predicted model, not a curated record